This is a messenger RNA of Raphanus sativus (radish), 673 nucleotides long. RefSeq names its product nudix hydrolase 25-like. Bases 146 to 673 code for a protein of 175 amino acids. The transcript is spliced from 6 exons. The record is from RefSeq and is a predicted model, not a curated record. Gene Ontology annotation, molecular function: guanosine-3',5'-bis(diphosphate) 3'-diphosphatase activity; bis(5'-adenosyl)-pentaphosphatase activity. Lineage: Eukaryota; Viridiplantae; Streptophyta; Magnoliopsida; Brassicales; Brassicaceae. Gene Ontology annotation, cellular component: chloroplast. Gene Ontology annotation, biological process: ribose phosphate metabolic process; nucleoside phosphate metabolic process.
UAAUGUAAAAAGAUAUAAGUGGGCUUUUGUUUGAAAGAAAAAGCACAUAAACACAAACACAUGUUCUUCGUUGUAGCUUCCUUGGGUUAAAACUUUUCUCCUGCUUUAAAGAAGUCAAAGCUCCAAAAAAGACCCCCCAGCAGAAAUGGAGAAUCUACCUCCUGGUUAUCGUCCCAAUGUUGGUGUUUGUCUAAUCAAUUCUGAUAAUCUGGUAUUUGUGGCUUCAAGAUUGAAUGUUCCUGGAGCAUGGCAGAUGCCACAGGGAGGCAUUGAGGAUGGAGAGGAUCCAAAGUCAGCAGCCAUGAGAGAGUUACAAGAAGAAACUGGGGUCGUUUCAGCUGCAAUCAUCGCUGAGGUUCCAAAUUGGUUGACAUAUGAUUUCCCACCGGCAGUAAAAGCAAAGGUUAACCGUCUCUGGGGCGGUGAAUGGCAUGGUCAGGCGCAGAAGUGGUUCCUAGUGAGACUGGUGAACGAUGAGGACGAAAGAGAGAUCAAUCUAGCGAACAAUGAAGCGGAUUCAGAGUUUGCAGAGUGGAAAUGGGCGAACCCGGAAGAAGUGAUAGAGCAAGCAGUUGAUUACAAAAGGCCUACAUACGAACAAGUCAUCAAGUCUUUUGGUUCUUACUUGAAUAAUUCUGAAAGAGCUGCUAAAUGUAAAUCAGCCAAGUGGUAA